AUUCUUAUUGGUUCGUUCGAAUAUACAGGGAAAAUACAUUAAUUUUAAUUGGCUAUUUCGAACAAGUUAUUUUGCAGAGGUUUGGUAUCAAACGUUCAUAAAAGUAUUUAGGUAUGGAAGAUUACACAAAGAUAGAAAAGAUCGGAGAAGGCACAUACGGCGUGGUGUACAAAGGGCGUCACAAGAAGACCAACCGGUUAGUUGCCCUGAAGAAGAUUCGUUUGGAGAGUGAAGAAGAAGGUGUUCCGUCGACCGCAAUUCGUGAAAUCUCUCUGCUCAAAGAAUUGCAACACCCCAACAUUGUGUGCCUUGAGGAUGUCUUGAUGCAAGAGAGUAAGCUGUACUUGGUGUUUGAAUUUCUUUCUAUGGACUUGAAGCGAUACAUGGACACGAUUCCGUCGGGGAAGUUCAUGGACAAGAUGUUGGUGAAGAGUUACACGUACCAGAUUCUACAGGGCAUUCUGUUCUGUCAUCAGCGACGCGUGUUGCACCGUGACCUCAAGCCACAGAACCUGCUCAUAGACAAUCACGGGGUGAUCAAACUGGCUGACUUUGGGCUAGCGAGAGCAUUUGGUAUACCGGUUCGAGUUUACACUCACGAGGUUGUAACUCUGUGGUACCGGGCCCCGGAGAUCCUGCUCGGCUCACCCCGCUACUCGUGUCCAGUGGACGUCUGGAGUAUUGGUUGUAUAUUCGCAGAGAUGGUCACGAAGCGGCCACUGUUCCAUGGAGAUUCCGAGAUCGAUCAGCUCUUCAGGAUAUUCAGAACAAUGGCAACACCCACCGAGGAGACGUGGCCUGGUGUGAGCAGCCUGCCGGACUACAAGCCAACGUUCCCGUGUUGGAAGACGAACCAGCUACACACUGCCGUCAAACAGCUCGACAACGUAGGGCUAGAUCUCUUACAGAAAACUUUGACCUAUGAUCCUGCCACAAGAAUAUCGUGCAAGAAUGCUUUAAGUCAUCAGUACUUUGCUGAUUUGGACAAGUCUGUGUUGCCAGCUGCUCAGCACAUUGCAUAGGAAUGACUAUGACUGUCGCACUCGGGCUGGAGCUGCAACACAGACAUGAUUAGUGCACAGUUUACGCAGACAGUUUUAUUUAUAAGCGGGUAGUUGUGUUGACAGAGGGACCAAACGAUGAAAUAUGUGAUACUGCCAGGCCACAAAUCCACUAUUGGAAGGAGAAACGUACAAGAUUCAGAACCAGAUAAAAAUAACUUGUAUUUAAAAAAAAACCCACCAACGAUUUAAAACUGAUCAAAAUCCUAUUUUUAUAUUUAUACUGAGGGGGUUUUUUUUGGGUGGGGGGGGGGGGGGGGGGGGGUCAAUUGUCAAAACUAUACUAUUAUUAUUUUUUCUUCUACAUAUUAUUCUGUUCCUAAUAGUUUAUCUAUAUGGGUAACAUUGUUUAUUGCUGUUCAUCGAAACACAACCAGUUGCACCAAGGACAACAUUUGAAUAAAGUAUUACUUGCUGCAUCUUCACAAGCCAGGGUAUGGUACCAUUUCAUACAAAAUGCAGAGAUGGGGUAGGACAUAGCCCAGUGGUAAAGUGCUCGCUUGAUGCACAGUCUGUCUCAGAUCGAUCCCUGUCGGUGGGCCCAUUGGGCUAUCUCUUGUUCCAGCCAGUGCACCACAACUGGUAUAUCAAAGGCCA
This is a messenger RNA of Gigantopelta aegis, 1658 nucleotides long. Its product is annotated as cyclin-dependent kinase 1-like. Gene Ontology annotation, cellular component: nucleus. The record is from RefSeq and is a predicted model, not a curated record. Gene Ontology annotation, molecular function: cyclin-dependent protein serine/threonine kinase activity; ATP binding; RNA polymerase II CTD heptapeptide repeat kinase activity. Gene Ontology annotation, biological process: G2/M transition of mitotic cell cycle; protein phosphorylation; mitotic G2 DNA damage checkpoint signaling. The transcript has 7 exons. Lineage: Eukaryota; Metazoa; Mollusca; Gastropoda; Neomphalida; Peltospiridae. The coding region runs from base 114 to 1022 and encodes 302 amino acids.